Molecule: messenger RNA, 1970 nt
Organism: Nematolebias whitei (Rio pearlfish)
Lineage: Eukaryota; Metazoa; Chordata; Actinopteri; Cyprinodontiformes; Rivulidae
Gene: ell
Product: elongation factor RNA polymerase II
Exons: 12
Coding region: 41-1930 (629 amino acids)
Biological process (GO): snRNA transcription by RNA polymerase II; positive regulation of transcription elongation by RNA polymerase II; transcription elongation by RNA polymerase II
Cellular component (GO): transcription elongation factor complex
Molecular function (GO): cis-regulatory region sequence-specific DNA binding
Source: RefSeq, a predicted model, not a curated record
GAGCGCGUCCGUCCGUGCGCGUGGUGGGAACGCUGGCAAGAUGGCGGCGCUGAAGGAGGAGCAGUGUUACGGACUGUCCUGUGGAAGAGUGAGCAAGAGCAGCAAUGUCACCGUCUUUCACGUUAAACUCACUGACAGCGCACUCAGGGCGUUUGAAGGCUUCCAGAGCAGCAAGGUCCUGUCAUCGCGGCCCAUGAUUAGAUUUGAUGGAAACAAAGGGAAAAUUUCAAUACCACGGUCAGAGAAUUCCAGCGAACUGCAAAUGUUUACCUUCGACUUGUCCAAUGUGGGCAGAGAUAACCCUCAGGGCAGCUUCGACUGCAUCCAGCAGUACAUCACCAGUAAAGGGAGUAUUCAGCUGGACUGCUUGGGCAGCAUUCAGGACAAGAUCACGGUGCGAGCCACCGAUGACUCCUACCAAAAGGCCAGGGAAAACAUGGCGCAGGUUGAGGAGGAGACUCGCAGCAGAAGCGCCAUAGUCAUCAAGCCUGGUGGAAGAUAUGUAGGUAAGAAGGUGCAGAUCCGGAAACCGGCACCUGCCCUCUCAGAUAUCGCCCCCUCACGGAGGACGUCUCGGCCUGUCCUCAUCUCCAGCAGUACGGUAAAGAAAGGCACGGCUCAGCACCGGCCUCUUCGUGAGCGCCUCAUACACGUGCUGGCCCUCAAGCCUUACAAGAAGCCUGAGCUGAUUUUAAGGUUGCAGAAAGAUGGCCUCUCGUUGACAGACAAAGAUUCCCUGGACAGCCACCUGCAACAGGUUGCCAACCUAAAUGGGAAAGAAAACACCUUCACAUUGAAGGACUUCAUGUAUAAGGAAAUCCAAACGGAUUGGCCAGGAUACACAGAAGGAGACCAGCAGCUUCUCAAGAGGAUUUUGUUCAGGAAACAGAACAGUUCUGCUCCUCCGCCUGAGAGUCCCCCCAACGAGCUGGCCGGCAGUUCUCCAUCUCAGAAACGUCCUGCUGCUGACUUUAUCGACCCCCUUGUCAACAAAAAGCCAAGAAUAUCACAUCUUGCCAACAAGGCUGCAACAGUCCCAGUGAAUGGCAAGCUCAGCUCUUCCAACGGCAAAGGAGAACCGGGUGGAGCAAAGUCAGGAGUGGCAUCAUCUAUGUCGGACGGCGGCGUAACAUCCAGCUCGCAGCCCCUUCCAGUGCUGGACAUCCCUCGUCCUUUUGAAGUGCUGUCGGACGUCAGCAAUGAUUCGAGCCACAAUGGACGUGACUGCGACUCUCAGGAAGUGGCUGUAUCCGAGAGGCUCGGUCAACCACCUUCAGUCUUGUCUGCAUCAACGGUGGUGGCUGCACCCAGCAUUAGCGCGUCGUCCUCUGGACACACAGUGCUGAAGAGCCCGCAGGACAAUAGUUCCUUAUCUUUUAACAACAAAUCCAAAAAGAAGUCAAAAAAGCAUAAAGACAAGGACAAGAGCAAAGCCAAGGAGAAGGGGAGAGAAAAGGAGAGGAAGAGUGGUGAGGAGCCCAACACGGCCUUCAAGACGAGCCCAAAAGAUUUGAAAAACAGUGUUCUGCUCAAAAGCACAGAUCUGAAUGGAACGUGCAACAGUACCAGUAUUUCUUCGUCAUCACCUGAAGUGGCAGACUAUUUAUUGAAGUACACAGUGAUUAUCUCUCCAGAACAACGUCAGAGUUAUAAAAACGAUUUCAACGCAGAGUACAGCGAGUACCGGAGUCUGCAUGCUCGAAUAGAGGAAAUCACCCGGCAGUUCACCGUGCUCGACAAUGAACUCAAACAACUUCCACACGGCACAGAAAAGUACAAGACAAUCCACAAUCAGAUACUUGAAGAGUAUCAUAAAAUAAAAAAGACUAAUCCAAACUAUAGCCAAGAGAAGAACCGCUGUGAAUAUCUACACACCAAACUGGCGCAUAUAAAGAAACUUAUUGCGGAGUACGAUCAACAGCAAAUUUAAAAGUAGCUACUGGACACUUUUCCUGUUAUCUCUGGAAACC